AUGGACAGCCUCCAGGACGCAGUCCCCCCGGGCCGAGGGGGCCGCUGCCCUAUCCUCUGCAGGCUGGUCCCCAUCGGCUUUGGGGCCGAGGCGUGGAUGCUCCUUGUCCUUUCUGGACCCCUGUUCCUCUUCCAGCUGCUCACCUUCAUGAUCUACAUCGUGAGCUCUGUGUUCUGCGGGCACCUGGGCAAGGCGGAGCUGGCGUCAGUGACCCUCUCGGUGGCCUUUAUCAAUGUCUGCGGGGUUUCCGUAGGAUUCGGCUUGUCCACGGCGUGUGACACCUUAAUGUCCCAGAGCUUUGGCAGCCCCAACAAGAAGCACGUGGGGGUCAUCCUGCAGAGGGGCACGCUGCUGCUGCUUCUCUGCUGCUUCCCCUGCUGGGCGCUCUUCCUCAACACCCAGCAGAUCCUGCUGCUCUUGGGGCAGGACCCGGUGGUGUCCAGGCUGACCCACGAGUAUGUGCUGAUUUUCAUCCCAGCACUUCCGGUGACUUUUCUUUAUGGCCUGCUGGCAAAAUAUUUGCAAAAUCAGCGAGGAGCUGUGUGUCCCCAGCCUCUCUCCAACCCCCAGCCGUGCCUGGGCUUAUCCACAUCCCCUCGGUCCUGCCCGCCCCUUAGCAAGGCCAGUUUUCAUUUGUUUCAGGGGAUCAUCUGGCCCCAAGUCCUCAGUGGUGUUGUGGGCAACUGUGUCAACUGCUUGGCCAACUACAUCCUGGUUUCCCUGCUGAGCCUGGGCAUCAGGGGCUCUGCUUACGCCAACACCAUCUCCCAGUUCGUGCAGACCACCUUCCUCUUUCUCUACAUUGUGCUGAAGAAGCUGCACCUGGAGACGUGGGCAGGCUGGUCCAGCCAGUGCCUGCAGGACUGGGGCCCCUUCCUCUCUCUUGCCAUCCCCAGCAUGCUCAUGAUAUGUACUGAGUGGUGGACCUACGAGAUUGGGAGCUUCCUCAUGGGCCUGCUCAGCGUGCUGGACCUCUCUGCCCAGGCCGUGAUCUACGAGGUGGCCACUGUAGUCUACAUGAUUCCCAUGGGACUUGGCAUGGCAGUCUGUGUCCGAGUGGGGACGGCCCUGGGAGCUGCAGAUACUGUGCAAGCUAAGCGAUCGGCCAUCUCAGGUGUUCUCUGCACAGUUGGCACCUGGCUGGUUGUGGGCACCCUGUUGAGCAUCGUGAAAAAUAAAUUGGGGCGUAUUUUUACCAAUGAUGAAGAAGUCAUUGCCCUGGUGAACGAGGUCUUGCCGAUUUAUAUCAUCUUUCAUCUAUUUGAGGCCAUCUGUUGUGCCUAUGGUGGAGUCCUGAGAGGAACCGGCAAGCAGGCCUUCGGAGCCAUUGUGAACGCGAUCAUGAAUUACGUUGUCGGCCUCCCGCUGGGCAUCAUUCUGACCUUUGUGGUCAGAAUGAGAAUCAUGGGCCUCUGGCUGGGCAUGCUGGCCUGUGUCCUCCUGACAGCUGCUGCCUUGGUCAUCUAUACUGCCCGGAUGGACUGGAAGCUGGCUGCAGAGGAGGCUCAAAAACACGCCGGGGUGCAGCAGCAGCAGAGCGCUGAGAGCACGGAGAACGCUGCGGGCACGGCCCCCAGACUUGGGCCUGAGGAAGCUGUUGUAUCUUCAGUGGCUACGGGCAGCUCCCCUGGCAUUACCCUGACAACGUACUCAAGGCCUGGGUGCCAUUUAGACCUCUUCAGGACUCCAGAAGCAGCUCAUACCCUUUCAGCUCCUGCGAGCAGCCUGUCAGUGAAACAGCUGGCCAUUCGCCGUGGGGCUGCUCUGGGGGCAGUGUCAGCCACACUGACAGCGGGGCUCAUCAUCAGCGUCCUCACCACCAGGCACUAGCAAAGCACCUUGGAGACAGAAAGGAAGCCAAGAGUGGCCAUCCCACCACACACCCACACACGGGCCCACCCUACAGAAGCACCAAUGGGAUCCAGUGCAGGUGGACACUUUGGAUCACUCCUCACAAAAAGGCCUUCGGCCAGUACUCCGUGUGACAUGAGGGGUCUGAAUUGUGCAGACUGACAGUUCUGGCACGGUCACAUUGGCUUUCUCUUCUUUGACCUGGACUGCUCUUUAGAAGACAUCAGCCGACUGGGAGAGUGAGAAUCCUGGGAUCGCUACUAUUAUUCAAUAAUGUAAAUGGCUUCAAACUGGAGAUUUCAAACCAAAACAAAACAGCAAAACCACUGUCACAU
This is a messenger RNA of Diceros bicornis minor, 2186 nucleotides long. RefSeq names its product solute carrier family 47 member 2 (gene SLC47A2). Gene Ontology annotation, molecular function: xenobiotic transmembrane transporter activity; antiporter activity. The transcript is spliced from 17 exons. Bases 1 to 1830 code for a protein of 609 amino acids. The record is from RefSeq and is a predicted model, not a curated record. Gene Ontology annotation, cellular component: membrane. Gene Ontology annotation, biological process: xenobiotic detoxification by transmembrane export across the plasma membrane. Lineage: Eukaryota; Metazoa; Chordata; Mammalia; Perissodactyla; Rhinocerotidae.